UAAUUGCUCUCUCAUGUGUCUGAUGUCGGCGCAGUUGCUCGCAUUCACCUCCACCUUAGCCGUCCGGUUCCUGAGGGGACGCCUCUCGGACGUCUCUUGUCGUUUGCUAGCGUGCCCCUGAUCCGCGCCCGGACGCCAGGGAGGACCAAGAGGAGGUGGUGGCUCCACAGUGUCUACGGAUGGGGAAUCCCCGUUGCGUGGACGACGGUCGCUGGCGCCGUCGACGUAUUUCUCUCGAAGGACCACGCGCUGCACCCCAAUUUCGUUAGGAGUCGGUGCUAUUUUCAAAGACACGCUCACCACAUGGGCCUAUAGGAACGGGCCUGUGCUGCUGAUGCUGCUUGUGAACCUGUAUUUCUUCGUCCGCCUGGUGGUCACUUUGGCGUGGCGGUUUCGGGACAUAGACAGCGGCCUGCAGACUGCGAGGAGGUCGAAGGACAGGUACAAACUCUUCAUUCGCUUAUUCAUCGUCAUGGGACUAAGUUGGUGCUUGGAAUUUUUAACACACUCUGAUACCUGUGCUGCUUGGUUAGUACUGUGCGAACUGGUCGUCGAACUGCAAGGCCUAUGGAUCUUCUUCGUCACUGUCUACAGCAAGAACAACCGUACACUGGUCCUGCGUUCCUGUAGCAACUCCUUGGCGCGAUUCGGCCUCGCGAGAGAGUGCGAGAACAGACAGGGAAUCACAGCGACCGGAAGGAACUCCAACUCCACCAGUGAGAAUUCCAAGGUCAGAACUUCCGUUUUGAGAAUGACAGGCAGUGCGAAGUCACCAGACGUCCCUGGUAUGCCAAGCAUAUCUCGCAAUGUGGACAUACCCAUUGCCAAGACGUUAUCUGAUCCCACCACUUCAGAAGUUCAGGAGAAUUCGGACCAGACAUCAGCUGUGACUAGGAUUUCAGAAGCUGAAAAGGCCGCACGUGUUAAAGAUACUUCAGAAGCCGAGUAAAAAUAAAAAGAAUUCUAACACCUUACACGCUAUCAGCACAGUCGUGAAUUCCUCAGCUGUUAGUCCAUCAAAUAUUAAUAUUUCGUUCACUGUCAACGCCCGAAGCACUGCUAAAUCUUUUAACGUCAUCAGCGCACCUCAUGCUCUUAAGGUCUCCCGGUAGAACUUACAUUACCAGUCGUUACAAAUACCACGUAGGACCAGCAAGACACGUCUGGGUGAUGGCGAAAACUUCAGUACCAAAGAGGACCAGAAAAUCUGAAAGCUACGGCCUCCGAAUUUAUCACAUACGUCGUCAAAACACAUCCACUCUACCUAGUUUCUCUCUUUUCCCUUGUUUUGAUAAAACUUUCUUUUCUAGUGAUGUUCAUUUGGAGCCUGACGAGACAUAUACAAGCUUCGUGUAACAUCUUGCAGUCUGGUGUACAUUGCCGUGUGCUUAUAAUAUAUAUAGUGUUGAAACGAAACAUUGAAAUAUAAUCAUAAAACCAAACUACAAAUAUUGAAAGCUUUUGUUGCCGGUGAAUGAUGUACAACUUUUUCCCCGACGCUGCCAGACGCUCGAGAUUACACACAAAUGUCAAGUGUUGCAAUGACUUAUACUCUUCAGAACCUUUAUUUGUCUUCAAAAUGAUUCAUCAUAGACUUUCAUGCAUUAUUCCGAAUUCAACGUUGCAGUAAGCAAAAUAAGCAAGCACAAAAAAAAAAAAAAUCGGCAGUUGUUAUACUCGCUUUGCCAACGUAUGGGUGACGGUUGGUGCUCUGGUUCAUCAUAUAAUUAUUCCUUUUUGAAAUACCUAAACACGCCUAACCCAUGUCACUUUGUAUUGAUAACUGUGACUUAUUACCUCAGUAUAUCACCAUCAGUCGAAACUAUUAUGCUGUUUGUUCGUUCGCAUUCACUCACAGUAUAAAGAAAUAUAACCGUUUAUGAAAAAUUAUCGUAUCGUAUUUUGUGUGAUACAGUAUUUAUUGUUAUGUAUAGCAUUGCCCUUGUAACUACUAUUGAGUGAGUGAGUGAGUGUGUGUGUGUGUGUGUGUGUGUGUGUGUGUGUGUGUGUGUGUGUGUGUGUGUGUGUGUGUGUGUGUGUGUGUGUGUGUGUGUGUGUGUGUGCUCGUGGAGAAUAGAUAUUAAGCUUUGAGUAAAUUUGAAAUUACAGUAAAAACGUGUUAUGUAAUACUUAAUAAAACCGUCUGAUACCAAAAAACUGUCUUUAUAUUCACCAUACCGACGGUAUAUAUAAUUUCGGUUUGUUUGAUGUAUGUAAUUAAAUAAAGCACAACCGAUG
This is a messenger RNA of Penaeus vannamei (Pacific white shrimp), 2238 nucleotides long. The record is from RefSeq and is a predicted model, not a curated record. NCBI's taxonomy places the organism in Eukaryota, Metazoa, Arthropoda, Malacostraca, Decapoda, Penaeidae.